Messenger RNA from Cantharellus anzutake, 2201 nucleotides. Its product is annotated as Poly(A) polymerase central domain-containing protein. Gene Ontology annotation, cellular component: nucleus. The coding region runs from base 312 to 1919 and encodes 535 amino acids. NCBI's taxonomy places the organism in Eukaryota, Fungi, Basidiomycota, Agaricomycetes, Cantharellales, Hydnaceae. Gene Ontology annotation, molecular function: poly(A) RNA polymerase activity; RNA binding. The transcript has 11 exons. The record is from RefSeq and is a predicted model, not a curated record.
UCGUGAUGGAUCAUCAGGGGGAACAAUACGAAUGUGUGUGAUAACCGAGGGAGGUGUUGAAAGGAUUUUCAUUCCCGGGAACGAGCUGCCAACUUUCUGGGAAGGAAAAGAAAUCAUUAACGUUCCGCCGAAGAAGGGGGUCCAAGGGCAAAUGGAAAUUUAAGUGGAUGCCUGUUUCCUGAGCUCCGACCUGUCUUGUGUAUCAUAAUCUCAAGUGUGAAUAGCGGUGACUUGUCACCAUCCUUAUAUAAUGUCUGUUUGGGAAGUGAGGGAUCUAGCAGUGAUGCUUUUGUGAACCUGAACCCACACAUAUGACAUGUGAUCGGCAACAUCCGUUCUUGAGCUUUUUGCAUACUCUGUUCGUCAUGUCCACCAUUACGCAACAAUAUGGUGUGACUCCACCUAUAUCAACGGCUGGUCCGACACAACGAGAAAUCGAAGUGACGGAAUCUUUGAAGCAGGAACUUAUAGGCAGGAACUCAUACGAAUCACAGGAGGAGUCCAAGCUCAGAGAAAUUACGCUGGGACGCAUUGCGGUUCUCGUCCGCAAGUUUGUCCAUGAUGUGAUGAUUGAGCGCGGCCUUUCCGAAACAAUGGCAUCCACAGCUGGAGGAAAGAUAUUUACUUUUGGCUCCUAUCGACUUGGGGUUCAUGGCCCAGGGACUGACAUUGACACUCUCUGUGUUGUUCCCAAGCACAUUGAAAGGGAAGACUUUUUCACACAUUUCGAACCAAUGCUGAGGGCAUUCGAGGGUGCUACCGAUGUUGCUGGUGUUCCGGAGGCAUACGUCCCAAUCAUCACCGCCAACAUUUCAGGGGUAGCUUUCGAUUUUCUCUUUGCUCGACUCGCAAUGUCAAGCAUACCAGAUGAUUUAGAACUGAAAGAUGAUAACUUACUGCGGAAUCUUGACGAGCGCUGUGUGCGGAGCCUCGGAGGCUCCCGAGUAACAGACCAAAUUCUCCGCCUGGUUCCAAACGUCUCAGUGUUCCGUGAUGCGUUGCGAUGCAUAAAACUCUGGGCCCAAAAGCGAGCAAUCUAUUCCAAUGUCAACGGUUUCCUGGGUGGGGUUGCCUGGGCCAUGCUUGUCGCGCGAAUAUGCCAACUUUAUCCGAAUGCCAACGCCGGGGCUAUCGUCAGCCGGUUUUUCAUCAUCAUGUAUCAAUGGCAAUGGCCAUCUCCUGUCCUCCUCAAGCCAAUCGAGGACGGUCCGCUCCAAGUCAGGGUUUGGAACCCUAAACUUUACCCUUCGGACCGAGCUCAUAGGAUGCCUAUUGUCACACCUGCCUAUCCAGCCAUGUGCUCAACUCACAACGUCACCCAGUCCACACAGGCAAUUAUGAAUCAAGAAUUUAAACGAGGCGCGGAUAUUGUUGAUCGAGUGAUGAUUGGCACUGCGGAAUGGACUGAACUAUUUCAAAAGCACGACUUUUUUCACAGGUAUCAUAACUAUCUUCGGGUUAUAGCCUCAACGGGAGACUCAGCCACUCAGCUGAAAUGGUCUGGCACCGUGGAAUCACGGAUACGGCAACUUAUCAUGAAGCUGGAAUUUGUUGAUGGCGUAACUGUUGCCCAUCCCUUUACGAAAAGUUUUGAUGCUACAUUCUACUGCAAGAAUGACGCAGAAUCAGAUGCAAUUGUCCAAGGAGAUGUUCCCUCGGAUGUGGCCAAGCGAACGCUGGAUGAUGUAAAAGAUGUUCCAGCCCAUCGCACAGUAUGCACCUCGACCUUCUAUGUCGGCCUGGGACUUCGUCCGAAGCAAAGCGGCACUCCCGGAGCACGCAAGCUUGACAUAUCGUAUCCUGCUAACGAGUUCGUGAAGAUGGCGAAAAGCUGGGAACAUUUUGAUGCGUCUACCAUGUCAAUCGUCGUUCGGCAUCUCAAAAGGUGGGAUUUUGUUAUCCUUGGAUGGGCACAUUAAAAAUGAUCUGAGCCGUUCACUAGCUCCACCUUACCUGAUUCUGUUUUCGAUCCUGGUGAGAGGGAUGGCCCCGGGAAAAAACUUAAGAGGACCAAAUCUAAGGUCAGCAUCUGCUUCUGGAAUGUGCUGGAGUUUCUGUAUACUAUCAUCCGGGUGAACAAAUGCUUAACAUUGUUUUCAGAAACCUGUCAAUGAUGAUGGAUCCACCCCGAAGAGGCCUCGGUAUGAAUAUUGGUUCAUUCAACUUCACAAGGCACCUACACUGACUUCCGUCGCCCGGUG